CUAAGACGCCGUAGAGGGGACAAAACCCACAAAUUAUAUCCCACAUGGUAGAGAGCUUUAGAAUGUAAACAAAGCUUCUGCGGCUACAGUUGGGGCCAUAAGGGUACAAACAGUCCUCUUGUUCGUGACUAUUAGCUACGCAGUGCUUGACUACCUCACCCUUGCUUUUAGAGUUGCCGGACGCAGUAAAGGACUCCAACUUGCCAUUACAAACAGCUUAACAAUCCGUUUAAUUCAUGAUUCCAUCCCUUUCUAUGUGCUGACAAAUGAAGUUCCUUUCCUGCUUGUUUGGCGGAGGCCUUCAGCGCGAGGCCCCAAAUGCCUGCCCUGUUGCGUCAUUUCGUCAAGGGGAACAGCCGGUGGAGGUGGAAGCCAGAUUCGGGCCACCUCGUAGUCAUGCUGAGCUCAUGGCGCCUGCGCCAAGAACACCUUCGGGAACGCCGGCCGUGCAACACACCGACAUUCAAAUAAGAGAGUUACGGGAGGUGCCCGGCGCAGCUACAACCAAGUCGCAGCAAGUGCAGGAUGCUGAACGUGGAGAGACCUCCUUAACAGCUGACCUUCUCCAGGGGCUUUUCUUUACGGAUGUGGUUCUCGGAUAUGGCUCAUUUGGCAUCGUUGUCAAAGGUUUCCUGGACGGUAAGGACGUGGCAGUUAAGUUCGUCGUGACACACAAACCCGCCGAUCGCGCUGCCGUACGAGAGAUAACCGUUGGGCCCUCCCAAGCCCUCGUACAUCCACACAUUUGCAAGACCUACUCCACCCGUUCUGCCGUACUCACGCAUCGGCUAAUCCGCGAGCUCCGAAACCACGUGGCGGAGAUCAGGACCCGCGAGGCCCGCCAAAAGCAGAUGCUCCGCAUGCCGCCGCAGCAACAGCAGCCUCAGCCCACAUCGCCAUCGCAGCAGCGGCAGCAGCAGCUGGAACAACAGCUGCAGCGACGGCAGCAGCAGCAGCCACCGCAGCCUGGCCGCAAGGGAGGUGAAGGCCAGGGCGCUGGAAAAGGCGGAAGAGGAGCAGGAGCAGCAAUCACCAACCACCUCAGCAACCCCAUGCAACCACUAACCGCCGCCUACGCCGCAUCGCCGCGUGCCGUACUUUUCGAAAUGCUCUCCCGACUCGGAGCGUACGACAACCAGGUCGUAACGCUCGUCAUCAUGGAGCACUGCUGCCGAGGAACCCUGACGCAGGCCAUUCACGGGGGCUGCUUCGCGGCUUUUCCGGGAAUGUGGAGUCGCCGUACGGCGGUUAGGGCAUUGAUCCGUACGGCCGCUGAGCUGGCACGUGCGCUACUGCAUCUGCAUCGGGGCGGGCUGGUGCAUGGGGACUUGAAGCCAAGCAAUGUGCUGUUGAAGGUGUCAAGGGAGGACCGCCGCGGCUUCACGAUCAAGCUGGGUGACUUUGGUCACUCCCAUGUGCUACCUGCGGGCGCCAAGUCCCUGGACACGAGCACCUGGGGUACCCCGGCCUACAUGGCGCCGGAAGCGCUGUCGGGGCGGGUGGGCAAGGCGUCGGAUGUCUGGAGCUUUGGUGUGAUCCUGAGCGAGGCGCUCACUCGGACGCAUCCGUACGGCGAAGACAUUGAGCUAGAUCGGCUCGUGCUCGGUAUCCUAGACGGUUCCCUCCAACUGGCCUGGCCGAGAUUGAAGACGAUUCCCAUUCGGGCCACCACGAGAAGUGACGGCGACGGCAGCGACGGUGACGGAGCCGGCGGAGAUGGCGGGUGCACGGUAACCAACAACGCCCCAACCAACUUUGCCGACGGAGCGCCACCAGCGGCCAUGAAGGCCAAGAUACGCCUCGCCAACUCGUUACGUAACGCAUGCGGCGACACAACUGCCUCUGCUAGUGGUGUUGCUGCUGUCGCCAAUGACAUUGUCGGCGGCGCCGCUGGCGGCGUCGCCAGUGGUGUCAGCGGCGUCGGCGAUAUCGGCGGAAGCCCCGUCGCUGUCGGCAUGCUUUCUACGGCCAGCGACACUGUUACGGCUGCAACCAUCGCCUCCGCGGCCCAGCCACAGCCCUUUUCCCCGGACAACGGCUUCGGUGGCGGCGGUCAAACGGCAGCAACGAAUGCCGUUGGUGCUUGCACGUCGCCAACGAACGCAACCAACUUUACGCUGCUAACCACCAAUGGCGGCGGCGCCGGCGCGACUAUGGCUAGCAUGCCGACGAAUGCAACGGUAACGGCAAUGACUAAUGAUACCAUGCACAAUUCCGUUGCCGCCGCCGCGGCGGCGCGCCGACUGCACUACGGUCACGGCGCCGCCGUUGAGGGUUGGGACGUUGACGGCGGCGGCGCCGCCGUCGCCGCCAAGGCGACAGCUGCGGCCGCGGUGCAUGGGCACAACACCAGUAAUAACGCCUGCAUUGGCGGCGGCGGCGCCGCCGUCGGCAACGGCAACAACGGCUCCAACGGAAAUGACGACGAGCUGAACUCAGUGGAGGCGAGUCUAGUCGACUUGGGUCGCCGCUGUACGAACCCAGUGGCGGCGGACCGCCCGUGCUUUGCGGCGAUCUUGGGCGAGCUCAUUGACUUGGAAUUACUCAUGAAGUCGGCGUCGAAGGGCAACCGUCAGCCGAACGGCGGCGGCGGCGCCGCUAACGGUAAUGCUAACGGGGUCGUUAAGGAUUCUGGCAGCGGGGCGUCGCGGAAUCGGUCGCGGUUCUGCUUUGCGGCGGCCGCAGCGGAUCAACUUCGGCAGUCGAGAAAGGAUGCGCGCCGGAUAGGGAGUAUGGAAGGGGAGUGCAAGGGAGGGCAGGAUGCUGGGGUGGCGGUGGCGAGAGCUGAGGCGGCAUUGGGACCUGCAUAAACCUUCUAAUUGGUUGCACGGCGGCGGGGUACGGCAAUCCGUUCAUUAAAUCAUUAGACAGAGAUGUUCUGAAGCUGUGCAGCAGUGGGAAGAUGACGUUUUCGUUUGCGGGUGUGCAAGAUGGGUGCCGUAUUGUAGUACUGUAUACUGUCAUCUUCGUGCACUGACAUGCCGUGCAUUGCGUUGUAGACAAGGUGGGCGGGGUGGUUUCUCACGAGUGUUGCAAAUGCCGGCACAACCGGGCUUACCGGUAUAGCUACUUCGAUGGGCGUGUGGUAUUUUGCUUUGCGGCGUUAGCUUUGCUUGCAACGGCUUCGGAUUGCGGUACAGUAUUGCUCACUUGCAAAACCUGUUGGGAUGCAACAGCAGUAUGGUACUUGUUCUUGACUAAGCGGAACUGUUUCGCAGCUGCUGUCUCUUUGAGUUAUCAUUGGGAAUUGCUGAUAACACGGAUGCUGAUACAUGCUGUUAUGCGUUGUGGGCACCAGGGGUGCAAGGCCACCACCUCGUCCCGUCGCAAAUUCGAGUCUUGCCUCCAUGGAAUGGAGGGAACGGGCCAUGAGAAUGGGCCAUGGGGUCGACCUCUCCUGUGGUGUAUUUCGCUGCUUGCUAACAGGCAACUGCGCCGUGCUCCUUGGUGGCUGAACAGGGGCUAGAUAACUGUUGUGGAACGGGGGGGAAAUAAAUGAUAAAGUGCAGCAACUGGAGUCCCAAUCCCGUAUCCCGACUCAUGCAGUGAGCACAUUCGGAACGGGGGGAGGGUUGGCUGGUGGUCAACUUGGGUUUCGUUGUUGGGGUAUUUUUCAGUCCCUUCUGGGGGUCCAGUCCGGUAAGUCAACAGUGACCACGUUGGUUUGGAACGCCAAUGGGUCCUGUUAGACUGGAGGUUAACGAGGAUGUUUCCAUAGUCACGUACUUUAUGUACUGCGUAUUUGCGUACGGGGCUUUGCGCACUGUUGGAUUUGGUUGUUGCCCGAGGGAAUUUGCGACCUGGUGAAAUUAUUUAGGCAAAGGCAGAGACUGCCGCUCGAAGUAUUUGUGGGAUGCUUGAUCUAUUGCGUGGUGGUUGUUACUUGCACGGCUGGGGGAUGGUCCAUUGACUGCAUGGAAUGGCGGUUGGGAGGACAUGCAAUGCUUGGCUUGGGAUUAGGCGACUGGGAGGUAAGGAGGAAACAACCUGACCCGUGUGAUAAGGCGUUAUCUUGACAAGGAGGUAGAGAGGCCUAAAGAAGGACAUGGGGCUCAUACGGACAGCGAUGUAUGGGAGAUGUCGAAGCAGGGUUUGUUGAUUGGCUGUACGGAUGGCUACUGUGGAGGUUCCGGAACACAUUUCAUGCAAUAGAGUCACAGCUGCAUAUAGAUGUGUUCCGUUCCGUACGAAUUGGCGAUCGUCGUUUCUCAUCUGGACGCGCGGUUAUUGAGCUUAAAUAGGUAGGUUGUAUGUCGAGUUGCAACAAGACCAGUAACGGUUUUGGUACUGCAAUGCGGCAAAGCGUGCUGAUGCUCUCGCGGGGUUAGUACCUCUAGACCCACGGGUCAGCACUGGAGGGGAUGUACCGGUCUGCCUUGGGGCCUUGAACGCCCCCACACUGCCCGUUGUGGUGCCGAAGUUAUCGUUAUAGGCGGCCUGCACGUUUAAUCGAG
Astrephomene gubernaculifera is the source of this 4454-nucleotide messenger RNA. Lineage: Eukaryota; Viridiplantae; Chlorophyta; Chlorophyceae; Chlamydomonadales; Astrephomenaceae. The record is from the annotation of a GenBank genome assembly.